AUGUCAAUGUUGUCACGAGAAACUCACGCGCAAUUCCCGAAAAGAUUCGCCUGUGAUAGAUGCAGAGAGCAUAAGCUCCGAUGUCCUCGUGAGGGCCAGACAGGCCAGACCUGUGCGCGGUGCCUCCGCGCCGGUGCCCCGUGUGUGACAAGCAAUCUGCGGCCUCUUGGACGGCCUGCGCGGAAGACCACCACGAAAAAGAGCCAUGGACGGGAAGGACGCCCACGGAAGGCUCUGAGAGGCCAAAGCGGUACUGCUGACGAUGAAAACAACUUUUUAUUUGAUACAGAUCCCGCCCAAAAUCCCGUCAAUCUGUUUGGCGCCACUGAGAAACGUCCCGGGACUAGGAGACCCGAUCUCCCUUCACAGGAUCCAGGGGUCUUCGACGCAAAUGGCCCCGGCCUUUUUGGCCUUGAUCCGGAAAUUCUCUUGGGCCUGUCGGGGGUGAGCGAUGAUUUUCUGGGGGCUGGGCUGUCGAAUGGCCAAAGCCCCUUUGGGGUUCCCUCGCUGAAUGACACGCAUUUCCUCAGACCGGGCGAUGUGGAGAGUGGAUAUGCCGAUACCAGCAAUAGAUCCAGUGCUCAAAGGCAGUAUUUCAGGGACGAACCCAGCCACAGACUAGAUCCCGACUCCCCGGGAGCUGCGGAUCCUGCCAAGCAGCCACGGAAGACAAUGAGCAGCGCUGAUACCACCCAGAGGUUGUCUGUUCUGAUUGCGUCAAUGGGCAAACAACUAGACCGACUAAAUACCGCACCUUGGAGUGUCACUCUGGUCAAUAUUGUGUGUGUUAACCAGAGCCAGGAGGCCGCUAAUUCCAACCCGCUUGGAGAGGUCCUUCAAACCACCUCCGAGUUUGUACAUGUCCUCCAAACCAUCGCUCUCAAAACUUCCCCUACAGACCAAUCGGGCUCUAGAUUUCAGUCACAAUACUCAGAUCCCGCCACGCUAUCAUCAUCGGCGGUUGACAUACACUGCUCUCGCUUGACUGCAAAUCUGAACAACGCCGUGCAGCCGCUUCAUAUCAGCUCUUCGCCCUUUGUCCAAAUGUGCACCUCUGAAUCCAUGAACCCCCCACCCUCCGACCAUUUUAAACCGGAUACCCCAGCCGCUCUUGUGAUCCUUACCUGCUAUAUUCAGAUUAUCCAAAUCUAUGAUAUCCUCUUCUCGCGCGUUUACGAGUCUCUGUCUGAAAUGUCGCACCAGUCCAUCUCAUCACUCCAAUCCGUACCGGGCCUCCAGCUUGGAGGAUUUCCUGUGCAGUAUGGGAAUCUGCAGAUCAAGAUUCUCGUUCAGGUGAUUAUGCAUCUUCUAACUCACAUCGAGCGCUUGAUGGGAACAUCCGCGGAGUUCCGUCUUGACACUUCAAGGGGCACCAACGAUGGUCUUUUCAGCAGUUCGGAGCUUACCCCGCUGUUUCGGAUGGUCAUGAGUCAAACAGAUGGCGAGGAGAGUGAUGGGAUGGCUGUUGGGUAUAUUUCCUCGCUCAGAGAGAACAUGAAAAACAUCCAGCAGAUUUUGGAACAGAACAAUUCUCUAUAG
This is a messenger RNA of Penicillium hordei, 1539 nucleotides long. Its product is annotated as Zn(II)2Cys6 transcription factor domain-containing protein. The transcript has a single exon. Gene Ontology annotation, biological process: regulation of DNA-templated transcription. The record is from RefSeq and is a predicted model, not a curated record. Bases 1 to 1539 code for a protein of 512 amino acids. Gene Ontology annotation, molecular function: DNA-binding transcription factor activity, RNA polymerase II-specific; zinc ion binding. NCBI's taxonomy places the organism in Eukaryota, Fungi, Ascomycota, Eurotiomycetes, Eurotiales, Aspergillaceae.